This is a messenger RNA of Diachasma alloeum, 2121 nucleotides long. RefSeq names its product glycine N-methyltransferase (gene Gnmt). Gene Ontology annotation, biological process: S-adenosylmethionine metabolic process; one-carbon metabolic process; protein homotetramerization. Gene Ontology annotation, molecular function: identical protein binding; glycine N-methyltransferase activity; S-adenosyl-L-methionine binding. The record is from RefSeq and is a predicted model, not a curated record. NCBI's taxonomy places the organism in Eukaryota, Metazoa, Arthropoda, Insecta, Hymenoptera, Braconidae. Gene Ontology annotation, cellular component: cytosol. Bases 159 to 1025 code for a protein of 288 amino acids. The transcript is spliced from 4 exons.
CCGGGUCAUUGUGUAAGAUAAUUUUUUAAUUUUCCUCCACGUUCUGUGCCUUCGUUUGCUGUGCUCUCAUUGGAGUUCUUAAGUAACAACGUGGCACAACACGUAAAAUUUUACGGAAAUUACUUCUUGAUUAAAGAUUUCAUCAUUCAAAGACAAACAUGAAUGACGAAGUUUUCGUUACACGCUCACGAGGAGCAGCUGCCGAGGGAGUGAAGGACCAAUAUGCAGAUGGGAAAGCUGCGAGGGUCUGGAGUAUGUACAUCGGUGACAAGAAAAAGCGAACACAGAAUUACAAAGAUUUUCUUGUCGGAAUUUUAAGGGAAAGAGGAUGCAAGAGGAUACUUGAUGUUGCUUGUGGUACGGGGGUUGACUCUGUGAUGCUUUUAGAGGAGGGGUUCGAGGUCGUCAGCGUCGAUGCCUCCGACAAGAUGUUGAAAUAUGCGCUAAAAUCGAGAUGGGAACGGAGAAAAGAACGUGCAUUCGACAAUUGGGUGAUUGAAGAGGCGAAUUGGUUAACGUUGACUGAUGACAUUGCGGACAUAAUUGGGGAUGGAUUUGAUGCCGUCAUAUGUUUGGGUAACAGCUUCGCCCACAUGCCUGAUAAUUUCGGAGAUCAAAGGGAACAGAAACAGGCUCUGAGGAACUUCGAGCAAUGUGUAAAGCCCGGUGGACUAUUACUCAUUGAUCAUCGGAAUUAUGAUCACAUCAUUAGCAGUGGAGGGACUCAGAUUAAGUGCAUUUACUACAGUAAUGAACACAUAACAGACAUCAAAACCUCCGUGCUGUUCGUCGCUGGAAAGCCCCAGACAGUUAUCAUGGAUUAUAUGGUAACAUUAGACAGUGGCAAAGACAACACGAGUGAUUUUCGUCUGUCCUAUUAUCCCCACCUCCUUGAGGUUUUCCACAAAAUGCUGGCAGAAACAUUUGGGCCGAAUGCUAAGCACGAUAUUUACGCUGACUUUAUGCCCCUCGAGAUGAAUUCCACUCCAGGAUUUUACAUUCACAUGUUAGAAAAAAGUAUGUGAGCUCUAAUUUUCGAGUUUCGAAAAAUCAUUGAUAGGCAUGCGAAGGGAUUUUCCAAAAUAAGACUGAUGAAAUCUCAAGUGUUCACAACUUUAAUAAUGAAUAAAAACCAUGAAAGUGAAGAGCACGAAUUUAUUCAAAAUAAAAAUAAAAAACAACAGGUACCAAUGUCCAUGACCUGUUGUUUGCUCCAAUAAACUUGUUUUCUGCCUCUAUCUUGUUGAUAAUGAGAAGCACUGAAGGAAUACUUCGUUUUAUACUAUCUAGGGAAUAAUUCAGUGGGAAGAAAUCCAUUGUUAUCGAUAAUUUUCAUUUCGGUUUCAUGUUUUAUUUAGAUACGUACGGUAAACGUACAUAAACUUGAUUUUUAGAGUAUUUUGUAUAAAUAGUAAAUAUACACGUUGGAAAGCCAAGACUAGAAGGUUUUCAUUUUGUUUCUUAAUAUCACUCCAUCUUUUCCUCCUUUCGUAGACAUAUAAGCUAAGGGGUUUUCUACUGUACUCCCCUCAUUUCUUUCAUUGAUUUAUUUAUUUGUUUGGAAAUAGAAAUGAUAUAAUUGUUUCUAUUUAGUGUGAAGAGAGUAAUCGUGGAGAUGAAAAAUUUGGAAUCAAGAAUCCCAUCUACUGAGUCAUUAUGGAAUUGUCUCGUUAAUGAGUGAUUCCCGAGGAAACAAUCAUAAGCUCAUCUUUAUGAGGCAUUUUGUUGCUUACAAAAAAGGCACCUCGUGAUGUUUCCUCAAAACCACUGAUUCACGAGAUGAAAUUCAUAAUUGACGGAGAUAUCAUUUGAAUCAAAUCAAUUUUUCUCCUACGAACCCAUAGAACAUAACAAAAUUGAUUUACAUUAUUUUCCUAAAUGAAAUGAAAGUAUAAGUUAAUAACGAUAAUUUUCGACCUCGUCCGAUGUCCCACAGCCGAAGUAAAAAAAUGGACGAAGUGUAAUAAGUUGUAGCAAAGUUCUCUACACUCCUUUCCUUUCAUAUUCUCUCUAUUUCUCACUAAAUUCUCCUCAAUAAUUAAUGUAAUUCCUAUUAGACCCGUUUCGUCACAUUUUCUUUCAAUGUCAGUUAAUAAUCAAUAAAACAACCCAAUCAUUUUG